UUCAUAUAUCUCCGACAUGGCCAGAGACUGAGGCGCGGAGAGUACUGGCAGCCGAGCCGGCAAGCCACCUCUUUCUUUUUCAUUACCUUAGACUCCAGGAUGAUCGACUUUGCCUGGUGAAAUUGUACAGCCUUUUCCUGGAGAAACUCCUAUAGUUAUUCCAGUAGGUGCUCAAGUGGUCGCCUGAGUGUAAAGCAAGAGGGCCAGGUUUCAGGGUAUUAGAGAGUGAGGUGAAGGGCCAGCAAGCUUCAGCAGGAGCCCUGCCCUGAAGGAGCAUGAGACACAAAGGUACCCUAAUGGGGCUCACCUGCCCUUGUGUGGGAAGAAGACAAACUGAAAAAUAGGCCAUUGGAGACCGUUGGGGUACAUUUAGGCAAGGUUAAGGUCCCCCUCCCCACCAUCCCAACCUGACUCAACCCCUCAGCCACAAGACCCAGAACUGUGAGGGCCUCCUGCCAUACCAGAAAGAUCCAACUUCAACUAGAAACAUCCCACCCUGGGCAUUGGCAGAAAAGCAUAGUGGUUACUCAUUGCCUAACUCAAUUCAGGUCCGCCAGAUUCUGGUAACUUUUGGGUGACCCUGAUGAAGACAAAGCCAGGACAGGUCUUUGUAUGUCAGAGUCCAGGACUCCUGCCAGCUGGCCGGGCAGGCUGCCUGCCUAGGACUCUACCCAACUCGGAGGCCACAUUGCCCACAUUCAUUCUUCCUUAUUUUGCACCCCCAUAGAAGAAUUCACUCUUCUUUGAACUAUGUCCAUUCUGGGGGCUGCUUCAGGCGAUGGUGAGUGAGGAGGGCAUGGGAGGUUAGCAAAGUCAGUGGAAGACAAAAGCCGAGAUUACCUGUCGGAAAUUGGGACCCUGGGGAUAGAAUCAGAACUCUAUUAGCAUCUGUCAGGGACUCUCAAAUGUGGCAUGGCAAGUCACUUGAUUACACGUAUGUUAUUUAGUUAAAUUUGUGAAAAUUAUGAGAUGCUCACCAACCCGGUGAUAAACAUGCUCUCUUCCUAUUGGCUGGCCUGGUCACAUGGCCGCCCAACUUUAUUCAGUUGACAGCAAGUAGGAGGGCCCAAUGGAAGGAGAAAAAAGACAACACGAGAAAAAUUAGUAUUUUCUACCUUCUGAAAUUAAUGGCCAUGAGUUCGUAUAUGGUGAACUCUAAGUACGUGGACCCCAAGUUUCCUCCGUGCGAGGAAUAUUUGCAGGGUGGCUACCUAGGCGAGCAGGGAGCCGACUACUACGGCAGCGGUGCACAGGGCGCCGACUUCCAGCCCUCGGGGCUCUACCCACGGCCCGACUUCGGCGAGCAACCCUUCGGAGGCGGCGGGCCCGGGCCUGGCUCAGCGCUGCCCGCGCGGGGUCACGGACAGGAGCCGAGCGGCCCGGGAAGUCACUACGGUGCCCCUGGAGAGCCGUGCCCAGCGCCCCCGCCUGCGCCCUUGCCUAGCGCUCGGGCCUGCAGCCAGCCCGCCGGCCCCAAGCAGCCGCCCCCCGGGACAGCACUCAAGCAGCCCGCUGUGGUCUACCCGUGGAUGAAGAAGGUGCACGUGAAUUCGGUGAACCCCAACUACACCGGCGGGGAGCCCAAGCGCUCCCGGACGGCCUACACCAGACAGCAAGUCCUAGAACUGGAAAAGGAAUUUCAUUUUAACAGGUAUCUGACCAGGCGCCGUCGGAUUGAAAUCGCUCACACCUUGUGUCUGUCUGAGCGCCAGAUCAAGAUCUGGUUCCAGAACCGGAGGAUGAAGUGGAAAAAAGACCACAAACUGCCCAAUACCAAGGGCAGGUCUUCUUCCUCAUCUUCCUGCUCCUCUUCAGCUGCCCCGGGCCAGCAUUUGCAGCCAAUGGCCAAGGACCACCAUACGGACCUGACGACCUUAUAGAAGUGGGGACCCUGGGCCCAUCCCUUCUUGCACUCCAGGUUGAGGCGAAGCUGCGGGUGCAGGCGGGGCCUGCUGUCACCUCACUAGGCUCUAAGGUACUGUGGGGGUGGACCUGGGACCUGCAGGCCGCCCUCGGACUAGGUUACCUUCCUGCCCGAGGGCAGCCCCCUCCCUAAAGUGGGGAAGGGUGGGAGGGUGGGCGGGCUUCUUUAAGUAGAUUAUCAUAUGGCAGGAGCUACUGAGAACGUAAACCCUUGGCGAGUCAUUAAACUCCUGAAAAUCUCUGCUGGUGGAUUUUGAAUUUGCAAAUGAAGGUUGGAGGCUUUACCCCAGUGGGAACCGAGAUGGUCUCCUCCACACCACCCCCUUGAGGGAGCUGUGUGGCUUAGUAACUGUGGGGGAGUUGAGGCACUACCCGAUGCUAGGUGCUUUCAGUGCAAGCAGGAGAGGCUGAGUCAGAGACCCAGAACUUCCUGGAUUAUCUAUAGAAUUUCUUCUGUGAUUAAAAAAAAAGAAAUUGUCUGCUCCCAGUGGCCCAUGCCCAAAGAAAUAAAUCCAAGAAGGAAGUGGAAACGGGUUAUUUUAUGUUUAGAUUAUAUUUGCUUAAAUAUUUAUUUGUUCGGGGAAUGGACUGCAGAAAAUAACCGACACCUGCGUGCCAAAAACCUUAGAAUGGUGAAUAAUAGACUUAAGCUUCAGGGGACUGGAUUAGAAAGCUGUGGACUCCUUUCUGGCCCUAUUCGGGAUUUUGAGCUCCUCCCUCCUAAACCACCCACCCUGGAGAUGUGUGGAGGAGGCCCUUAACCCUUCAAGAGGGAAGCUGAGGAGCCAGGAAAAGAGAGUUUUUGAAAAUGUGUUUCUGAAUGUGCUUCUUCUAUAGCACCGUGUUUACAAGCAGUUCCAGGUGGUUGAAAGAAGGGGGUGGGGGAAGAAACAAAUGGUCUAAUAUUUUCUUCUGGGGAAAGAAAACAAAACCUAUAUGCUCUGGGUCAUCAGAUAAUGUCUGAAUUUUCUACUUCAACUAGAUUCUAAAUGCUCCAACUACCCCCCCCCAAAGCAGCAUUUUAUAGGAUUCAGUGUAUGGCCAGUAUGGGGGGGGGUGCUGUACAGUAGGGAGAGAGUGGGUAGGUAAGGAAGUCUUAUUUUUAACUAAUAGACUCUAGAAGCCCACAGAAGUUGAUCUUAAAGGGAUUUCCCUUGAAGUCUUUUUUUUAAGAGACAUUAAUUAGAAGCAGAAAUUGUAAGCUCUGAAAGUUUUCAGGCCCACUUCUAUACCUUGAAGAUAGUAACUUCAAUCUCAAACAAGAAGAUGUUUUAAUAUUUAUUUAUUUUUAUUCCAUGCCAGGGAAAAGCUCAAAUCUCAUUUUCUUAAAAAUGCUAACCCUUAAGGAUAAAGAGGAUAAGGGUCAAAGGUAAUGACAGGGUUUAUAUAGUCAAAUGAAACAAUGCUUUGAAAGCUUGAACCCCAGAACUCCAAUCAGAAACCCCUGGUUGCAGUUACCCCCCCUGACACACACACACAAAAGUAAGAAAUGGAGGAAGGGUGAGCUUAAAUUUUAAUUCUAUGAUUCUUGUUGGCAGUAUUUCUUUCAGAAUUUCAGAACACUUUAGAAAGUUUCAGUGGUCGUUUUUAAACUAGACUUAGGUGGAGAAGGGAAAGGCCUGUUCUUUGGUUCUAUGUCUCCUGAGAGCUGAGGGCAGAUAUUCACUGGAGUCCCUAGGCUGAAAUUCUACUCUCUGAAGUGUCUUCCAAGCCUUGGUCUUUUGUAUUAGACCCUGGGGAAAGCUCUUUGUUCCUCCUUGGGGUGAGCCUGCCUCUCACACUUGCACAUGGCAAUACUUGAAUAUCACCACGUCGGGAUAUUAAAGAUGGAUAUUCCUGCAUUAUUUGUGUCAUUGUUUCUGUGACAAAAAGCACAGAGUUCAUACAUAGUUAAGACGUCUUUUUCUGACGCCCUCACGUUGAGAAGCUGAAAAGGUAUUUUACUGAAGUUCGGCUAAAUUACAGAAUCAGGUUCACCCAGAGGGCAAAUUUUCUGUUCGAUUAGCUGUAUUUCAGCCUGGAGGACUGACCUCUAAACCCUUAACCUUUUGGACUCUAACUACCCUUCUCUUCUCUUCCCCCCCCCCUCCCUGUAGCAUGGAGGCAGUCUUUGGCGAUAGCAUUUGAAAAGAGGCGCUAUCCUUAGGCCAAUUGGAAAAUUGUUACUACUCUUUCCUAAAAGGCAAAUAAAUCUAAGCAUACAUUGGACCAUGUCCUUGGGGCGGGAAGUGUAUAUUUUCACAAUUUUCAACUAUGUAGCUGUUAUGGAGAUGGUUAUACUGAUUUUUCCCUCUCCUCAGAAGUUCUGGGUACUCAUCCAGCUUCAGACCAAAUACUACCCCUCCUUCCUCCUGCCCCAAAGAAAAGUCAAAAGUCAAGAGUGUGCUUUCCUGAAGAAAACCCCAGCUUCUCCUCAAGAAGAGCCCCACUACUUUGGAAACUAACUAGAGCUGAGAGACAACUUCUUUGUUUAUAAAUCUCAGCUCUUCCUCUCAGUUGGGAGGGGUUGUCUUUUGAAAUGCUAAUGGCGUUUGCAUGGCCCGGAGAGCAGUUACUAGUCCUAAAGUCUUAUUCUGGCCCUAGUACCCAUUUGGGCCCAAAGGAGUGGACCAGGAAAGAGGUGGCCCCUGCCCCAACCCUAGUCACCUAGAGCAGGAAGGUCUCCAUCUGGGAAGGUGCUCUAGAGAAAGCAAGCUGUGGAAAGGUUCCAGUGCCCAUUUGUUGUUAUUUAUUUCCAGUUUGUUCUUCCCCAAAUAUGAGCCAGAAGCAUUUGUUUGGGUGUUUUAGGACCUGUGUUGGGGCCCUGCCUGGGGUUGAGGAGUGGGAUGUUUGCUGAGGAAAGGACAGUUCGCCUCUGACUCUCAUCUCACUUGUCCGGUUACAGCCUUUUGUUGUGAGAUGACAUUGCCAGUCAGCAGCCCCUUGGAGUCUGCUCACAAAAGAUGCUUUUUAAAAUAGGACUGACCACGUUUUUGCUGCCACUGAUUAAAGUCUUAUUUAUACUAAUUGUUGCCUGUAGUUUUGAUGUAAUUCAUUGAUCUAUAUUUGAAAUAAUAAAAAGGUGUAGUAAAAUCUC
Messenger RNA from Mus pahari (shrew mouse), 4999 nucleotides. It is a transcript of the gene Hoxd4, whose product is annotated as homeobox D4. The record is from RefSeq and is a predicted model, not a curated record. Bases 1128 to 1880 code for a protein of 250 amino acids. Gene Ontology annotation, molecular function: RNA polymerase II cis-regulatory region sequence-specific DNA binding; DNA-binding transcription factor activity, RNA polymerase II-specific. Gene Ontology annotation, biological process: regulation of transcription by RNA polymerase II; embryonic skeletal system morphogenesis; anterior/posterior pattern specification. Gene Ontology annotation, cellular component: nucleus. NCBI's taxonomy places the organism in Eukaryota, Metazoa, Chordata, Mammalia, Rodentia, Muridae. The transcript has 2 exons.